AUGGGUAAGGAAUCUUCCGUUAUAUCUGACUACGUGCAGUUAGAGAAGCUUAAAAAGGCUCUUCCACAGAAACUCAUUAAGUUAUCUGAACAAAAGAAAUGUAAAUCAAUUUCACAACUUGGAUUGGCCAUUAAGCAAUCCAGGGAUAGGACAAUCCAAUCGCAUAAAUCUAGAAAUGAUAUUUUUUAUCAACAAAAUCAGCGCCAUAACCCAAAGAAAAUUAAAAAGUCUAAGGCAAAACUGCCUUCAUCUUCUAUCAGUACAGAAUACGCCCAUAAGAUCAUGGUAAAGGCUAAGAAUCUUAAAAUAAUUUGCUAG
Messenger RNA from Babesia microti strain RI, 318 nucleotides. RefSeq lists its product as hypothetical. The record is from RefSeq and is a predicted model, not a curated record. The transcript has a single exon. Bases 1 to 318 code for a protein of 105 amino acids. NCBI's taxonomy places the organism in Eukaryota, Apicomplexa, Aconoidasida, Piroplasmida, Babesiidae.